Messenger RNA from Trypanosoma grayi, 1191 nucleotides. RefSeq lists its product as hypothetical. The record is from RefSeq and is a predicted model, not a curated record. The coding region runs from base 1 to 1191 and encodes 396 amino acids. The transcript has a single exon. Lineage: Eukaryota; Euglenozoa; Kinetoplastea; Trypanosomatida; Trypanosomatidae.
AUGAUACCAAGGGCGGCACAGAUACGUCAACAGCAGGCCAAUGAGAGGCGCGCCAAGUUGGAGGAAAGCGCAGCGCGCGCUGUUAGGGAGGAUAUGUUUGCCCGGCAUAACACCAUGCGGGGACUUCAAGGGCCGAACUCCCGCUUUGCUAACACGAAUCGGCGCUCGCAUCGUGAUCCGAAUAGAGGCCUAAUCACACAGGCUGAGUGGAACGCAAUUGUGGAGGAACACGAAGAUUCUGGCUCCAAGUUUCGUUUUUUAUUUUUUGGGUUUGUGGUGCUUGCAAUUGCUAUGCUUUCAUUGGCGAAGUACGACGUAGAGUUCAAUCUGGAGCCACCCCAAAUUGAAAGUGGAAAGGGCUUUGGCGGGGACGCUGCCGACCCCUCUGUUGGGGCCAGUACCGAGGAGUUGGAGAAGUAUUACAAAACGCUCGGUGUGGAGGGCCGGCUUAGGCGGGAAGAGGCACACGGAGGAACCACUAGUGAUGUCGACGGACACGAUCCCGACAAGGAACGCCGACGAGAGAACUACCGUCUUCGCAAGGAAAUACGCAAGGCGUAUGAGACACACCAGGAGCAGCGUGGACAACUUGUGCACUGUGGGCGGGCGUGUGAGGCCAAAAACCAGCAAGUAGAGCUGGCGUAUAAUCGUCUCGCUUCCCAAGUUGACCGCGAGCUCUAUGGAGUCUUGUUGGACGUAAAAGAUACAAAGUCUAAGCGAUCCUCAGAUGCUGCAGAACUUAAGAAAGCUUAUGAGGCGAAGAAGGAAGAGGUGGAGAAAAAUGAGAAGGACGAGGAAGAUCGUGCAAUGGCCCUAGAGGAAUUAAAGGACGCGUAUGACAUUCUUGUGAAUCCAGAGGCAAGAAAUUAUUAUCUUCUUUACGGUAUGAAGCCUCCAGAGCAUAUGCGUCACAUCAGCGCUAAAAGUGGCGGUUGGGGACAGGAAGUUACAUUGGGUACAUACAAGUACCGUAUCAUAUUGGCGUGGCUUGACUUUUUGCAUGGGUACAUUGGCCUAUGGGGUGAAACAAUCGUCCUUCUUGCUGUAUUGCUUUUUGUCCUCUCACGAAUUCCGAUUGCCUUGAAACAGUCGCAAAAACUGUUGGAUGAUUUGGACUGGGAGAAUGAGGUGGAGGAACAGGAGCGCAAUGAACAGAGAGCGAAGGAAGCAGCCGGACAACGGCGAGAGUGA